CUCUGCCCUGCAGCCCCACAGGUGGUAUCGACUAGGGGAGACUGUUCCCGCCAGGCUAGGCAGUGGAGCGCCGCACAGCGCACCUUCCCGCCUCUCAGCUGCUGCCCCAGCAGUUCCGACCCAGCGCCAGCAGGCCUGCUCGGUCGAUCUUCGAGCCGAAGAUGCGGCGGGGCUGGAAGAUGGCUCUGUCCGGGGGGCUACGGUGCUGCCGCCGUGUACUUUCCUGGGUUCCUGUGCUUGUUAUCGUCCUCGUCGUGCUCUGGUCCUACUAUGCCUACGUCUUUGAACUCUGCUUGGUGACUGUUUUGAGCCCAGCAGAAAAAGUUAUCUACCUCAUAUUCUACCAUGCCAUCUUUGUGUUCUUUACCUGGACCUACUGGAAGUCUAUUUUUACACUCCCACAACAGCCAAACCAGAAGUUCCACCUGUCGUAUACCGACAAGGAGCGCUAUGAAAAUGAAGAGAGACCUGAGGUCCAGAAGCAGAUGCUUUUUGAUAUGGCCAAGAAGCUACCAGUUUACACAAGAACCGGGAGUGGAGCUGUAAGGUUCUGUGACCGGUGCCAUUUGAUCAAGCCAGAUCGCUGCCACCACUGCUCUGUCUGUGCCAUGUGUGUAUUAAAAAUGGAUCAUCAUUGCCCUUGGGUUAAUAACUGCAUUGGAUUUUCCAACUAUAAAUUCUUCCUUCAGUUCUUAGCUUAUUCUGUUCUCUAUUGCCUGUAUAUUGCUACAACGGUCUUCAGCUAUUUCAUCAAAUACUGGAGAGGGGAAUUGCCCAGUGUUCGCUCUAAGUUCCAUGUCCUUUUUCUCCUCUUUGUGGCCUGCAUGUUUUUUGUCAGCCUUGUGAUUCUCUUUGGUUACCAUUGUUGGCUUGUCAGCAGAAACAAAACCACCUUAGAGGCCUUCUGUACUCCAGUGUUUACAAGUGGCCCAGAGAAAAAUGGGUUCAACCUUGGCUUCAUCAAAAAUAUCCAGCAGGUGUUUGGAGAUAACAAGAAGUUCUGGUUAAUACCUAUUGGGUCCAGCCCUGGUGAUGGACACUCUUUCCCUAUGAGGUGUAUGAAUGAGUUGCAGAACCCAUUGCUAGCAAAUGAAGAGCCCUGGGAAGAAAAUGAGGAUGACAACCAAGAUUAUCCAGAAGGAUCAUCAUCUCUUGCUGUGGAAACGGAAACGUAGCAGUUUUCACAUUUCCUGCAUCUCUCAAACAGGACCCUCUAUCUCCAAUGAAGCUUACAGAGUUCAGUGUUGGGAACCAUUCUAAUCUUCAAAAUAAGUCACCAUGGCA
Physeter macrocephalus (sperm whale) is the source of this 1284-nucleotide messenger RNA. It is a transcript of the gene ZDHHC15, whose product is annotated as zinc finger DHHC-type palmitoyltransferase 15. Lineage: Eukaryota; Metazoa; Chordata; Mammalia; Artiodactyla; Physeteridae. The record is from RefSeq and is a predicted model, not a curated record. Gene Ontology annotation, molecular function: palmitoyltransferase activity. The transcript is spliced from 12 exons. The coding region runs from base 162 to 1175 and encodes 337 amino acids.